UCUAAAACACUCGUCUUCCUCCUUCAGUCUCACUUCUCCGUUUCUGCUCUGGUACCAUAGAGCUCCACCUGUUCUUCUUGUUGGGUCGGGGAUCACAAUGACCUCGGAAAAGCACGUGGCCGUCCUCGCGUUCCCGUUCACUAGCCACCCCCCGCCCCUCGCCAACCUCCUCCGUAAGCUGGCCGAAGCCGCCCCGGACGUCCGCUUCUCUUUCUUAUGCACGCCCCAGCCCAACGGCGACCUCUUUCCCCCUUCGUCGAGGGCCCAGCUGCCGCCCAACGUCGGGAUCUACGACGUCGACGACGGCUUGCCGGCCGGCCAUCGCGGAGCGACGAGGCUGCACCCGCGAAAGCAAGGGGAUAUGUUCCUCAAGCAAGCUCCGGAGAGUUUUCGAGAAGCCAUCGGUGCCGCCGAGCGAGAUGCGAGGAGGAAGGUGAGUUGUCUGCUGAGUCACGCUUUCUUAGUUUUUGCAUGCGAGAUCGCGGAGGAAAUGGGCGUCCCUUGGGUGACGUUCUGGGUCCCAUCGCCGUGCUUUUUGUCCGCUUGCGUCCACGUCGAGGUCCUCGGUCGGCUCCGCCAUGGAACCUCCUGCGGCGGCGUGGCGGUGGCAGAGGCGGAUGACAAGGCCCUGGAGAUGGUUCCAGGUUUAUCGUUAUUUCGCAUGUCAGAUAUCCCAGACGAAAUACUACAAGACCAGAACACGAGGAUGGUGCCGAACCUGCUUCGCCAGAUGGGGCGCGUGCUGCCCCGCGCCACGGCCGUCGUCGUGAACUCGUUUGAGGAAGCGAACCCCCCACCCCUCGUGGCGGACUUGAAGUCCAAGUUCAAGAUUCUCCUCCACAUGGGUUGCCUCACGGUGCAAUUCCCUCCGCCGUCGCCGCCGCCCAGCUCCGCCUCAGAUGAUACUGAUUGCUUGUUGUGGCUAGAUGCCAGAGACCCUCGGACGGUCGCGUACAUAUGCUUCGGGACGAUGGCGAUGCCGUCACCCGACGAGGUGUCGGCCCUCGCCGACGCCCUGGAAUCCACCGGAACCCCGUUCCUGUGGUCGCUGAAGGAGCACAUGAUGGAACACUUGCCCAAAGGGUUCUUGGAACGGACGGAGGCGCGGGGAAAGAUCGUGCCGUGGGCCCCACAGAGCCGGGUGCUGAGCCACCCGGCGUGCGAUGUGUACGUGACGCACUGCGGGUACAACUCGGUGUUCGAGAGCGUGGCGGGGGGCGUGCCGAUGAUAUGCAAGCCGUUCUGGGCAGACAACGCGAUGAACGCGAGGAUGGUGAAGGAAUGGUGGGGGAUCGGAGUGGGAGCGGGAGCGGGAGCGGAGGGAGGGAUGAUUACGAAGGGUGGGAUGGUGAAGGCGUUGGAGGUUGUGCUGAGGAGCGAGGAAGGAAAGGCGAUGAGGAAGAAGGUCGGCGAGCUUCGAGCGAGGUUGGCGGAGGCUGCCGGCCCUGGCGGGAGCGUCGGAGCUGAUUUCAAGGCCCUUGUGGACUUGAUUUCUGCUUCUUGAUAAGCUUCGUUUCUAGUUCGUUUCGUGUAUGCUUUGUUUGAAACUCCCUCCACCAGUAGGCCAGACAGCUUCGGCGCGGCACACUGGUAGCGUUUUGUUGCGAAUUUGUUUUUCCGGUGGAGCAGGGACGGGUUUCGCUAAUGCCCGUAUCUUCCUGAA
Rhodamnia argentea is the source of this 1663-nucleotide messenger RNA. RefSeq names its product anthocyanidin 3-O-glucosyltransferase 7-like. The transcript has a single exon. The coding region runs from base 98 to 1504 and encodes 468 amino acids. Gene Ontology annotation, molecular function: UDP-glycosyltransferase activity. NCBI's taxonomy places the organism in Eukaryota, Viridiplantae, Streptophyta, Magnoliopsida, Myrtales, Myrtaceae. The record is from RefSeq and is a predicted model, not a curated record.